GGCUUCGACUUCAUUGAAUUUUUUUUCCAGCUGUUCGACGUCCGGUCUGUCACAGCGACGGGAUGAACUGACGCUGCACGGAUCUCAGAGAGGAACCGGAUCCCUUCCUCCCUCCGAACGGCAGCUCGGCAGCUCAACUCAACCCCAACUCAACCCAGCCCAGCCGUCGUCGACCCUAGAGAAUCUGCGAGGAGCAGCAGCGGAGAAGAAGAAGGAGACGGUGGUCUCUCUCCGCCAUGGCCAGCUCGUCUGCCGACCCGGAGAAGCUCAUGGCCAAGGCCGACAAACUAACAAAACUGAGCUUCACAAGAUGGAAUGCUGAUUGGAAGAGUGCUACCGCCUUGUACGAACAAGCUGCAAUUGCUUAUAGAUUCAGAAAGGACAAUGAGAAAGCAAAGGAUGCAUUUGAGAAGGCUUCAAAAGGACAAGAAAUGAUCUCAUCACCGUGGGAUGCUGCUAAGCAUAUGGAAAAUGCUGGUGCUUUAGCAAAGGAGCUUGGACUCUGGAAUGAAGUUUCGGACUUUUAUCGCAGAGCAUCAGAAUUUUACCGUGAAUGUGGAAGAUCGCAACCUGCCUCUGAUGCUCUUGCAAAGGGUGCCAGUGCCUUGGAAGAUAAAGCUCCAGAAGAAGCAACUAAAUUGUAUGAUGACGCUUGCACACUUCUAGAAGAAGAUGGAAAGGAGCAGAUGGCUUUUGACUUGUACCGUGCUGCUGCAAGUUUAUAUGUGAAGCUUGAGAAGUACUCGGAUGCCGCUGCAUUCCAUUUAAGACUUGGUUCAGCUGCUGAUAAGUGCAAUGCCGUCAACAGCCAAUGCAAGGCCUAUCUGAGUGCAAUCAUUAUCUACCUUUAUGCACAUGAUUUUCAACAAGCUCAGAAAUGCUACAAUGAUUGCUCAGAGGUUCAAGGCUUCCUGAAUAGUGACCAGAAUCGAUGUGCAAUGAAACUGUUGUCUGCUUAUGAGGAAGGUGAUGCUGAAGAAAUCAAGCGUGCUGCUCAAUCAAGUGCCAUUAAUCACCUCGACCAUGUGGUAAUUCGGCUCGCAAGGAAGCUACCAACAGGUGACCUGCAGGCCAUCAAGAAAGAUGUAGGAGGCGACGACGGGGAUUCCUUGGACGAGGAUGACCUAACUUGAUCCCAAACGUGCCCAGCGAGAUGCAGAGAGAAGCACAAUCAAUCGAGUGACUCAAACUAUGUGCCGUUGAUGAACAGGAAAGGUUGUAAAAACACAUUCUGAAUUACAUAGAAACUUGUAGGCUGCAUCUGUAUCAUGGAUUGUGAUCCCCUUAUUUUCGUUGUUUUGGAUCUGUGCACAUACAUCCUACACCUAUACUGCUGGUUUGCUGUUGCCACAUUCUUAUUUGUUCGAUUACCUGGACAGUGUUCUGUUAUUUGUAUAUACACCAGCAUAUGCUGAAGGACAAACGGAUUCCACAGGUC
Triticum urartu is the source of this 1438-nucleotide messenger RNA. It is a transcript of the gene GSNAP, whose product is annotated as gamma-soluble NSF attachment protein. Gene Ontology annotation, molecular function: syntaxin binding; soluble NSF attachment protein activity. The record is from RefSeq and is a predicted model, not a curated record. Lineage: Eukaryota; Viridiplantae; Streptophyta; Magnoliopsida; Poales; Poaceae. Gene Ontology annotation, cellular component: vacuolar membrane; SNARE complex. Gene Ontology annotation, biological process: intracellular protein transport.